Molecule: messenger RNA, 2406 nt
Organism: Microthlaspi erraticum
Lineage: Eukaryota; Viridiplantae; Streptophyta; Magnoliopsida; Brassicales; Brassicaceae
Source: the annotation of a GenBank genome assembly
AUGGAUUUGUUAGGACCCCUCAACAUAGCCAUCUUGAGAUUGAUAUACCUCCACUUUACAUGCUUUUUAUGCUAUUCUUGUAACAUCCGUAGCCCAUUUUGUGGAGUUUUAAAAGUUGCGUCGGGCGACGCAAGUUAUUGGCUCGUUUUCCGCCAGUGGUUCCACAGGGGCUCCGGGAGUACCUCCAGUGGCAGAGGUGCAGCAGAGGGCUGCGGGUUUUGUUCAGCCGCAGGCUGUGGGUUUGAUGGUGCCGCCUAUCUGGAUAUGAUGGGGCACAUGCAGAGGAUUGGUACGCCGUACUUUAGGGCGGAGUUAGCCCAGAGGCGGCAGAUUAGUGGCGUUAGAGAUUGGAGCGGAAUUUCCAGUCUAUCAGUUGUCUGUUUAGUAUCAGUGGGCGGUUUUGAGUCCCACGUUUUAUUCGACUCUGGAGCAUCGAAUUGCUUCAUUACACCGGAGCGUGCCGAGAAGAGUGGCAUCCGGAGUAGCGCGGGCGAGAGCGCGGGCAUGGUCAAGGUGGCGGGAGGUGGAUUCUUGUCUACUUUGGGCCGUGCUAGAGGAGUCGAGAUCGAGAUUGCGGGGCAGUCAAUGCCAGCAGACUUAGUCAUCAGUCCGGUGGAGCUGUAUGACGUUAUUCUCGGGAUGGACUGGUUGUCACACUACAGAGUUCAUCUGGAUUGCUACAGAGGUAGAGUGGUCUUCGAGCGAGAUGCAGGGAGGUUGGUUUAUCAGGGAGUGAGACCGACUUCCGGGAGUAUUGUGAUAUCUGCUAUUCAGGCCGAGCAGUUGUUAGAGCGGGGCUGUGAGGCGUAUCUGGCGACGAUUUCUAUGUCUGAGUCAGGAGCUGGAGUUGUUAUGGGAGAUAUUGAGGUUGUCCAGGAUUUUGAGGAUGUCUUUCAGUCACUGAAGGGAUUACCACCAUCUCGGUCUGAUCCUUUCACGAUUGAGUUAGAGCCGGGGACAGCACCGAUAUCGAAGACGCCUUACAGGAUGGCGCCAGCUGAGUUGGCAGAGCUGAAGAAGCAGAUAGAGGACCUUUUGUCUUUCACCGUGUUUCACCGGGAGCACCGGUACCCACUCCCGAGGAUUGAUGAGUUGUUGGAUCAGUUGAGGGGUGCUACUUGGUUCUCCAAGAUUGACUUGGCAUCGGGGUAUCAUCAGAUCCCGAUAGAUGAGGCAGAUGUCAGGAAGACUGCUUUCAGGACGCGUUAUGGGCAUUUUGAGUUUGUGGUUAUGCCUUUCGGUUUGACUAACGCGCCGGCAGCCUUCAUGAGAUUGAUGAACGACGUGUUCAGGGAGUAUUUGGACGUGUUUGUCAUCAUUUUCAUUGAUGAUAUUCUGGUAUACUCGAGGAGUCAGGAGGAGCAUGCGACUCACUUGAGACCUAGUAGUGCCACCGAGAUCAGGAGUUUUCUGGGUUUGGCAGGAUACUACAGGAGGUUCGUCAAGGGGUUUGCUACCAUGGCGCAGCCGAUGACGAAGUUGACUGGGAAGGAUGUCCCGUUUGUUUGGUCAGCUGAGUGUGAGGAGAGCUUUAGUCAGCUCAAGGAGAUGUUGACUACUACACCAGUGUUGGCGUUACCCGAGCCAGGGAAGCCUUACAUGGUGUAUACAGAUGCUUCAGGCAUUGGUCUUGGUUGUGUGCUGAUGCAGGAGGGCAGAGUGAUAGCAUAUGCUUCGAGACAGUGGCAGGGCAGUGAGACAGUACAGGUCUUCACGGAUCACAAGAGUUUGCAGCAUAUCUUCACUCAGCCGAUGAUGAACGCGAGACAGACGCGCUGGGUUGAGUUCUUGGCGGACUAUCAGGUGAGCAUUAACUACCAUCCGGGCAAGGCUAACCUAGUGGCGGACGCGUUGAGUAGACGGAGGUAUGAUUCCGCAGUUGAGCGAGAUGUGGAGUCUCUGGUUGGCGAGAUCAGUACCUUGCGUUUGUGUGCCAUUUCGCAGGAGCCUUUGGGUUUAGAGGCAGUGGAUCAGGCGGAUCUACUUAGCAGGAUCAGAGUUGCUCAGCAGAGUGAUCAGAGUUUGCUGGAUGCGACGAGAGUGACUGGUUCUGAGUAUGAGGUCUCUGCGAAUGGGACUAUCUUGGUUCGUGGGCGAGUUUGUGUGCCUAAGGAUGUGGAGUUGAGACAUCAGAUUUUGGGAGAGGCUCAUGCGAGCAAGUUUUCCAUUCAUCCAGCGACCAAGAUGUACCAUGACCUCAAGAGGUACUAUCAUUGGGUCGGGAUGAAGAGGGAUGUAGCAGACUGGGUUGCGAAGUGCAACACUUGUGCCUUGGUGAAGGCAGAGCAUCAGGUUCCGGGUGGUCUUUUGCAGAGUUUACCCAUUCCAGAGUGGAAGUGGGACAGGAUUACGAUGGAUUUCGUGGUUGGACUACCUGUUUCGAGGACUUUCGAUGCUAUUGGGUGA